This is a messenger RNA of Eutrema salsugineum, 1362 nucleotides long. RefSeq names its product protein FAR-RED ELONGATED HYPOCOTYL 3-like. The transcript has a single exon. The coding region runs from base 1 to 1362 and encodes 453 amino acids. Lineage: Eukaryota; Viridiplantae; Streptophyta; Magnoliopsida; Brassicales; Brassicaceae. The record is from RefSeq and is a predicted model, not a curated record.
AUGCAUGAAUAUGCAGAUGAACAUGAUCAUGUUGAGCCUCCACGGGCUGCAGAACCAACUCGGUUUGUUCUAGAAUGGGAUGAUGGCGCUGGUUUUGAAAAACAUCAAGAAUUUCGUUCAAAGGCGGCUUUGCGAGUUUUAGUAGAUAGAGCUUCGCAUAAGGGAUGUUUUGAGGUAAAAACUGUAAAGUCGGAUCCUGGGAGACUCAUACUCAAAUGCCGUCAAGCUGAACAUGGUUGUCCAUGGUAUCUACAUGCCGUAAGGAUGCAGGAUUCUACUUAUUUCAGUAUUAGAGUGUAUAGGAAUAUCCAUACAUGCUCUAGGGUUGUUGCAAGUACAAUUCAGAAUACAAGGAAAGGCACACCACAAGUAGUAGCAGAUGUUUUGCGUGGGGUCUAUCCAGGUGAAGUAGAUACCCCUGCGCCUAAAGCUUUGAUUAAAGUUGUUCAAAAUGAAGCUCACGUUAAUGUGUCCUAUUCUACUGCUUUGAGAGGGAAAAAACUAGCUAUCAGUGAGGUGAGGGGCAGUCCUGAAGAAAGUUAUCGGAAAUUGUAUUGUUAUCUUUACAUGUUGCAGCUUGUUAAUCCUGGGACAGUAACAAGUGUGAAACUGGAUGCCAGAAAUAAAUUCAAAUAUCUCUUUGUCGCUUUGGGCGCUAGUAUUGAAGGGUUUAGAGCAAUGAGAAAAGUCAUAGUUGUGGAUGCAACUUUUCUGAAGAGUGUUUAUGGUGGUAUGCUUGUAUUUGCCACAGGUCAGGACCCAAAUCAUCACCAUUACCCCAUUGCAAUGGGUGUAAUUGAUAAGGAGAAAGAUGCUAGUUGGUCUUGGUUUUUUGAAACAUUGAAAACUGUAAUACCAGAUGAUGACGAGCUGGUUUUUAUGAGUGACAGACAUAAGAGCAUUGUUAAGGCAGUCCAGGAGGUGUAUCCUCUAUCUCAACAUGGAUUUUUUGUUUGGCAUUUGUCACAUAACGUGAGAGGGAAGGCUAGGGUCGGAUGUAAGGAUUUGUGUGCAGACAAAUUUAGAGAAUGCGCUCACAAAUACACAGAAGUUGAGUUUGUAAGUGCAUACACAGAGUUUCGAAAGUGGUUUCCCAAAGCAGCUGAGUAUUUAGAUAACAGUGUUAAUCUUGAAAAAUGGGCAAGAUGUUACUUCAAAGGAGACAAGUACAACUUGGACACAAAAAAAUCAGGGAGAAAACGAGACAAGUGCUACCCUUCAACCGGAGAAGCUCGCCCUAAACGAAGUAACAGGACCAAUCUAGGCAUACAUCUUGGUCGUUGGUUGGAACCGCUUAACACAGAUGAAGAUGAAGAAGAAAACCAAGGUGAUAACCAAGGUGGUAACCCGAGUGAAGUUUAA